ACGCACCCCGGAGACGACGCUGAACGUACUUUCGCUUUCUCAAGUUCUCUGAGGAACAGAAACUUGGCCCAAACUUUGGAGAAGGAAAACCAACCCGCACUCAACUUGUUCGCGCAGUAGCUAAGAUGGCCGAGGAACCCGCUGAGCCAACUGACCUGGAAGCAGAGGGGGCGGAAGGGAAGGCGUCGGGAGACCAGACAGACGCCAAGCCGGACCGCAGAGGAAGAUUUCUGCUGUUUGGUAAGAAGAAUAAGGAUGGCCAGACGCGCGAGCAGGACUACUCUUCUGAAAGCCAUUACAGAAUCGUUUCACCAACAUUCCAGUAUAAGAUGAGCCACCAACGAGUGGGCAAGUGCAUCAUCAUCAACAACAAGAACUUUGAUGAAAAGACGGGGAUGAACGUACGCAACGGCACGGACCGGGACGCAGGAGAGCUGUUCAAAUGCUUCAAGAGCCUGGGCUUCGACGUCUUCAUCUACAACGAUCAGACAUGUGAGAAGAUGGAGAGUCUCCUCAGAGAGGCCUCGGAGGAAGACCAUAGUGACAGCUCGUGUUUCGCCUGUAUCCUGCUAAGCCAUGGUGAGGAGGGCAUGAUCUACGGAACCGAUGGCGCCAUGCCCAUCAAGUCCAUGACAUCAUUGUUCAGGGGGGACAUGUGCAAAAGCUUAGUCGGAAAGCCCAAACUCUUCUUCAUCCAGGCUUGCCGGGGUUCCGAAUUUGAUGAUGGUAUACAGACAGAUUCGGGUCCGCCAAACGAUACCCUGGAGACAGAUGCUAAUCCAAGACAUAAGAUCCCUGUAGAGGCAGAUUUCCUCUUUGCUUACUCCACUGUGCCAGGUUAUUACUCAUGGAGGAACCCUGGGCGCGGCUCCUGGUUUGUUCAGGCUCUCUGCAACGUCCUCAACGAGUUUGGCAAGCAGCUGGAGAUCAUGCAGAUCCUGACACGGGUCAACUACAUGGUGGCCACCAGCUUUGAGUCCUGGUCUGAAGACCCACGCUUCAGUGAGAAGAAGCAGAUUCCCUGCGUGGUCUCAAUGCUGACGAAAGAACUGUAUUUCAACUGACCGCCAGCCUCACUGACUGACCGACUGACCGACUGACUGACUGACCAACUGACUGACUGACUCAAAGCAUUCAGGGAUGAUUCAGGCCCAUCAUGUCACUGCUCAUUUGGAGCACAUAUGACAUUUUACAUGUGUAGUUGGGCCCGAAAACAAGCACUCCGUGAGAAAGAGAAAUAUUAUUAGUGGCACUCCGCGUUCAUGUGCUGAUGGUGAAACUUCUUCCUCUUCCUUCUUCAGGUUAUUCUUCAGAAUAAAUGGCGUCACAUUUGAUCUGAUCUUUUUUUUGACAGGCAUGUGAAAUAUUCAUGUUAUUCCGCCAGCCCGGAAGAUUUGCCGCCACUUUUUUGUGGGUUUGGGGAAUCAUAUCUGAAUAUGUGUCUCUCCAUUUUCCAGCAUUUGCAAUAGAUGUCGAAAAGGAACUGUAUAGAGUGGACAGGAGUCUUCAACCUAAACAUGGCUCUGGCAUGUUAGCGUUGUGAGAGAUCCAAUGCAGCCCAAUGCAUUUGUAAAGUGUACACCUCCAUUACACAGUAAAAUACAUUGGAAACCACGUCUAUAUAAAUACUCACCAGGAACGUGAGCAGAGUGUUUAAAAACCCUGUGAUCGCUCGCUGCCUUGCAUAAGAGUGGGGGAAAAAGCAUCUGGAAAAUGGAUCAGAUCAUUUUCAGCUAUCUGUGUUUCAAUGUUUUCAGCUGUCAAUUGUCAGAUAAAGAAAGAGACAACAGAAAAAGACAACACUCCUCUGAGCAGAAACAUGUGACGAUGCUUUUGCCAAAGGCUCCGUGUCUCAGCCUUCCUAGCAAGUUUUAAGUUGGUAGCAGCAUGCUGGCAUCCUCAGGUUCUUUAAUGUCCCAUUAGUGGGUUAUCGUAAUGGUAAAGAAUGUCAUAUACGUAUGGCUAGGAAGGUGUGAUCUUUUGCUGUGUUGUGAUUAGUUCUAUGAGAUUUUCGGUCAAGUGCAAAGUAUUUAGUCCACUCCCACAAAAGCAAGGAUUAUUUGCAAGUUGGCAGUUUUAUUAGCCUGAUGUUGAAGACUUCACUUUCUUGUUGUUCACCCCGAAGGAAGUGAAGUUUGUAUAUUUGCAUAUAAUCAAAAUUACGCACUUGUCUUAUUAGUCAAGGUCCAACAAAUCAAUUUAUGAAAUUCCUCUUUAUUAACUUUGAUAAAUGAAAGGGUACAUACGGUACGAUUUUUACACUAAAAAGAGAAAUGUCAAAAACGGUGUCAUAAAUUUGGGAAAUAUUAUAGUGUGAAGCUGGACUCGGGGCCAAAGGACAAAUGCCACAUCAUUUCACUGUAUAUUAGUGUUGUACAUUGUCAUAACAUACACUUCACUCUGGUAAGAGAUACCCAGCAAAGUCUUCCUUUUUGUAUUUUUUAUUUUUAUUGAUAUUUAAUUUAGAAAAUCAUAAAGAAAGACAAUGUUUUUUCAAAACAAUUUGCAUAAUUUAGUAAAUUAUUUACUAUGAUGGCGUUAUAUGGUAAAAUAUAAAAGAUUUUCUUUUGAUAUUUUAGACAUUUGCUGAUGGUCAUUUCAACUUGCAAAAAGUUUGUUUCUGCAAAUACGCUGUGUUAAUUAAUGUGCCAAAGUCUGUCAAUCACAGAGGCAGCUAUUACUGGUGGUGAACUACACAAUCCACAUGUCCGCAAUACACAAAUGUGUUUACAUUAUUCACAUGAUUGCAUGUGUCAGUAAAUUAGGGGGAAAAGUUAAGCAAGAGCUUUAAUUUGUCAUUUUAUUUUCCCCUUUUCACUUGUAUCGUUAAUCAGUUGUUUUUAUUAUUAUUUUAAUAACACUUUUACAUCAUAUUUCUAGUUGCCAGAAGUUUGAUCAAUACUGGCUUAAGUUAGGCCCAGUGCACUUGUCCAAUAAGCCACAACUCGACACAUGAUCAGCGAUGUGGUGCCCAACCUGCUGAAAGGAGUGUUUGCUCCACUUGUUUUUCGAUUUGGAAUUGAGGGAGGGAGAGAAAAUAUUUUGAAGGGUAACAUUUUAAAAUGCUUUCUGGUGUUAAAUGCUGUUGUCCUCAGGAAUAUAUUUGAAAAUAUUUGGAAAAAUGAAUGAAUGAAUUACAUUUAAAAGUUUAAUCUGGCCCAAUUUCUUUUUUAAUUUGGGGCAAUACCUUGUAUAAAUAACUUCAAAAACAGAGGAAUGCUUAUGUAAACAUUUUAUAAUAUUAAACAUAAAGAAUUUA
This is a messenger RNA of Cyclopterus lumpus (lumpfish), 3259 nucleotides long. RefSeq names its product caspase 7, apoptosis-related cysteine peptidase (gene casp7). Gene Ontology annotation, biological process: apoptotic process; proteolysis. The record is from RefSeq and is a predicted model, not a curated record. The coding region runs from base 126 to 1064 and encodes 312 amino acids. The transcript is spliced from 7 exons. Gene Ontology annotation, cellular component: cytoplasm. NCBI's taxonomy places the organism in Eukaryota, Metazoa, Chordata, Actinopteri, Perciformes, Cyclopteridae.